Molecule: messenger RNA, 2994 nt
Organism: Manis javanica (Malayan pangolin)
Lineage: Eukaryota; Metazoa; Chordata; Mammalia; Pholidota; Manidae
Source: RefSeq, a predicted model, not a curated record
GCGCUGAGACAGGGUCUGUGUCGGGCGGAGUUGUGACGCGCGGGGAGGGGGCGGGCCCUGGCCGCCACGCGACACUCGGGACCCGGGGAGCGCCGCGGGCCGCGACGGCUGCAGUGCGUCCGCCGCGCCGCCAGGGGCCAGCGCGGGCGGCCGGAGGAGCCAGAGCGGGACCCGACCCUGCCGAGCGAGGACGCGGAGCCCCCCGAAGCCCGGCUCCAGCAUGUCAGUACUGCCCCUCCCCACGCGGCGUAUUCGGCCCCAUCGUCCCCGCGCAUGCGGGCCUCGAGUGGCGGCGCUUCCUCGCACGCCAUCCCCGUAUUUGUCGUUCUCUCAGAUCACUCCAAGCCACAUCCACUCGGAGUCAAGCUCUCAAAGCCCCCGACCCACUUUGUCACCCACUGGGUGGGAGGGGAAAACCGAGUAAUGGGGGAGGUCGCCGCCUCGUAGGACCCCAGGAGCCCUGCCCACAGUGGGCGGGGCGGCUCCGAGGGGGUGGAGCCCGCGGGGAAGUCUGGGGCUCCAGACCCAGGGGCGGAUCCUGGGACUUCCUUCCUCUUGGUCCAGAGGUGCGGCUGUUGCGGAGGUGGCUGAUGCAGGGUGGCUACCAAACUCAGGCCAUGGGGAACCAUCUGCAGGAGCCACGUUGCUGUGUGACUGAGCCAGGCCUCUUGCUAGUGCUGCUCGGGACCAUCUGGGGAGAGCUGGCGUUAUGUCCAAAGCAUCCCGAGCUGGAUGGAGUUGGGGAUAUGGCCAUGGGCUUUGUGCCCUGGGCAGGGAAGGCAGUCCAAAGUGGGUGGAAAACAGCCUGAUGAGUGGGUAAGUGGUACUCCAGGAUUGGCUAGCUGGCAGGCACGGCCCAGGUGGUCAGAAGGCUGGGACCUGGGAUGCAGGGAGAAGGAAGGGACAAGAGAGCCCCUGGGGUGCAGCUACGUUCCCUCCAAAGGGAGCCUUGGGUGGGUUUCAGCCAGGGGUCAUAGUAUCUAGUUUGCACAUUCUGUCCGAUGGCAUAGGACUGGAUCAACUGUCCUAGGGAGAACAAAGCUGUAACCAGAGCAGGCUGGGGCCAGGACUCUUGGGUUCUCUGUCAGCCUAUAGCCCUCAGCCACCGUUCAAUGUGGGGCAGGAUACCCUUGACCCAUGCUCUCUGUUGUCCAUCUAGUCAGCUCCCCCGGAUAUAGGGAAUGGUCUCCUCCAGGUCCUCUGUACCAUCCGGUGAGUAUAGGGACAAGGUGCAGCCCACCAGUUCAGGAUGCAUGGCCUCCCUGGCACCCUGUCAGCCCCUCCCUGCCCCAACCCCGUCCUCCCUCCUGGCACAGCCCAGCAUGGCUGUUGUCCACAGGAGGAGCACCCUUGUGGUCCGAGGAGAUGCCACUUCAUGGAGACUGUGGCCUUAACGCCCAGCCUGGUGCUGAGCCACCUGAAACCCAGCAGGAGAUGACCUUGGCUCCCAGCCGAACUCAGCUGGGCGUGGAUUCUACACAUAGGCAAGAGCUGACCCAAAGCCCUGACCCAGGGCUGACCCCUACCCCAGACCCUACACACUGGAUGGAGCUGACCCUGAGUCCCAGCCCAGCCAAGCCGAUGCUGGAUCCUGCACGCCAGCCAGAGCUGACCCUGAGAUCCAGCCUGGCCAAGCUGACCCCGGGUCCUGCACGCCAGCCAGAGCUGGCCCUGAGCCCCAGGCUAGCUGAGCUGAUCCCAGGCUCCACGUGCCGUCCAGAGAUGCCCCUCAGUUGUGGCUCACCUGAGCUGCCCCUGGAGCCCUCACAGCCCCCAGAGAAGACUCCAGCCCCCAGGCUAGCUGAGCUGACCCUGGAGCCUGUGCACUGCCGACCCGAGCUCCUAGGCGCCUGUGCUGACCUUAUCAAUGAGCAGUGGCCCCGCAGCCGUGCCUCCCGCCUGCACUCCUUGGGCCAGUCCUCAGAUGCCUUCCCUCUCUGCGUGAUGCUGCUCAGCCCCCACCCCACACCCGGGGAAGCCCCCAUUGUGGUGGGCCAUGCCCGCCUGUCACGGGUGCUGGACCGACCGCAGAGCCUCCUGGUGGAGACAGUGGUAGUGGCCCGAGCCCUGAGGGGCCAAGGCUUUGGCCGCCGCCUCAUGGAGGGUCUGGAGGCCUUUGCUCAGGCUCGAGGCUUCCGCCGGCUGCACCUCACCACCCAUGACCAGCUGUACUUCUAUGCCCACCUGGGCUACCAGCUGGGUGAGCCUGUGCAGGGCCUGGUCUUUACUAGCCAACAGCUGCCUGCCACCCUGCUCAGAGCCUUCCCCAGGGCCCCCUCCCCCCGGCCACCCUGCAAGGCCCCUGGCCUGACUGCCCAGGCUGCCCCAAGAACAACCAAGGGGCCACCAUUGCCACCACCUCCUCCCCUGCCUGAGCCCUUGACCACCACACCCCCACCUCCAGCAGGGGCCCCUCCACAAGGCCUGCCGGACACGCAGUACCAAGACCUGAGAGGAUGCCCCAUAUUCUGGAUGGAGAAGGACAUCUGAGGGCCUCCCAGGGCAAGGCACUCUUUCUGGGUCGGUGGACUGCCCCGCACAAUACCUGUGUCAGCCCACUGGCCAUACCUCAGCCUUUAGCCCCUGGGGCAGCUUAGUGCCAGUGCGGCCAGAAGAUGGCGCCACAGGUGUGGCUCAGAGCUGUCAGUGUGGCUGAAUAAAGACUUCUGUUAGGUGUGGCUGUGACAAUUUUGUUGACCCCUGUCCUUGCCUUCCAUUCUCAUCUAUGGUCCCCUGUCCCUACAGGAGCUCCCAUAUCUACUUUAGCCCUGAGCCAUAGAUGGAGGGACAUGUGCUCUCUGCCCCUCCCACUUUGCCAGGCCCAGGAGACAAGGGAGCAUGUGUCUCCUUUCACAUUCACUCGCCUGUCACCAUUCACUAAGGACCUACUUUGUGUCAGACCCUGGGCUGAGAACAGGCAAUGAGGAAAUAGGGUCUCCACCCACAGGGACAGGUAGGGGGGUGGGUAGGCGGGAUCCAUGCUGGGACAGGGAG